AUGGUGCCCAAGAUUAGAGUAUCGCUUGCAAGAAAAAAUGCGUCGAAACGCGAGAAACUAGUGACGGGUUUCGUCAUCAUGAGUGCGAUGGUGUUUCUCUGGAUUGGGGGAACUUCAGGUACAUAUAUAGUAGGAUCAUUUUAGUAUUGCCCGAUUUGUACUAGCUAGGGACGGACGAUGCAUGCCAAUGAAAAGAUUCUUUCUUCAUUUCAGGCGCACUUGAACCUAACCUUACAAGCGUGGAAUCCUGGGGCGAGACACAGAUCAAGGUUACCUGGCAACCGUUCGAUCACGUGGACAACGAUAAGCCUCACUUCUAUGAACUUUAUAUUGAUGACCAUCUGGAGUACUUUGGAAAUGACGUCAUCUAUAUAGCGAGACGACUCACCCCGGAUACGAUGUAUCAUUUUAAACUACGUUCUUGCAUACAAGACAGUCGUGUUUGCUCUUCGUUUUCGAAAACAUUGUCUGGGACAACGGCUCAAUCAGGUAAGUUUGGAUUUAAAAAACCUUACAUUGGAUGGCGCCGUCACUUCUAAAUUGUUCUAGAGAUCCGAUAAGGACCAUAACCAUUCCUGAUUCCAGCAGUGUUACUGCUGGAGGAGACCCUAGACUCCCCUAGUACCCGAGAAAACCUACAGUAUUUGGUGGAGACAAAUUGGAAGGGCGCUCUUGUUUCAUGCAAGCACUUGAAGCAACUUCAUUUUGCAUUCAAAUCUUGUUGUUUACAAAACGUUAUUUUCUGCAGGAAAACGUGGCUUCACAAAGUCUUUCAUCCAGUGGACAAUUCUCAUCACAAUUCUUGCCAGUACUACGGCACUCCUCGGCGCGAAAAUAACCAGACGUUUAUGGAGGUAUUUAAUGAUGUAAAAACUAUUGUAUAAAUAUGGCAUUAUUAUAAAAUAACUUUUGUUUCUUUUGACAGAUCAUUUCUCUACAAAUACGACUAUAGGUCUGAAACGAACCUUCAACUUCCAAAAUACGCAGCCAGCACUGAUACUAUUGAUGAAGAUCUUAUUUCUUCACUUUGUUUGAAAAAUUUACCAAACGCGGAAGGCAAUAGAAAAAGUAUAGAGCUUGCAUGUAAUGCAUUUGAAACAAACUGCAAACUUUUAGAGAGCAAAGAUAUUUUAAAAGAUGACGUUUCUGACGAAUCAUCUUGUUCAAAAGAAAAAAGAAAGUGUAGCAAAGAUGCUCCCAUUGAAAGUAGUUCUGAGCACGCCUUACGUACAGGUCUGUCAACAGUUCAAAAGAACUGUGAGUUUUUAAACACACACGAAAACAAACAUAAUUUUACAGUGGAGAUUGAAGAAAUACAUCUCAAAGAUAACGAGAGAAUCGCAAAGUCGCCUUGCAAACGUAAGACAGGUGAAACGUUAACCAUUCAGAGAGCGCAUACAAGUCCAAAAUUAAAAAUUACAAAAGAUUUUGACUCGAAACGAAAGAAUAAAGGUGGUCACAGACGUGCGCUUUCUUUCGACAGCAACAUACUCAACAAAAACCACAAAGAAAUAUUCAAAUCUCACAGCCCAAAACCCACUAAACAUAACAAAAUUCCACACAACGUUAAACAUUCAACUGAUUUGGUAAUAGUUGUGGACAAUAGUAAUAUUUUUAUUGGCGCUCAAGAAUGUGCGAGCCUACUUAACCCAAACGAACGUAAGCGUCAUAUACGUGUCAAGAUUCAACAGUUGGUUAAAGUCUUUCAAAGAGGCAGAGUUGUUUCCCGUGCUUUUGUGCAAGGUUCCAGUCCUCCUACGACCGAGCAAGUUUGGGAGGUAUAUAGGUAGGUCAUAUUCUACUGUAUAUUUUGAUAUUUGUCUCGUGAAAACUGGAUGUCGUAGGCUAUACUAAAAUUACCGGUGUCAAAACACGACUGAGGUGAAAUUAUAAUCAGACAAUUGCAUAUCGCAGUCACAGAGGUGAACCCCAGUCACAGAACUGAAAGACACCUGACACAUGUCUUUUACACCAUCCUGAAUCUUGCCGACAUGCCUUUCUAGACGUCUUGGAUAUUGUGUGGAUCUAGAAGACAGGAGAGGAAGAGAUGAACAGAGAGUCGAUGAAGGUCUUCAUCUGCAUAUUUACAAGGUAACAAGAAAAAAACAGAAACUGGAUACAAUAGCUCUCUCAUUUCUGAACUGUUCUUCAUAGAGAUUCAAUAAGGAGUAAAGGAUCAUCUCUUAUUGUCCCAGUGUUAAGCCUGAUUUACACUAUCAAAGUUUCUGUGAUCACAGUAGGAAUUUUGCAUGGGUAAAUUCUAAGUUUUGAAGGAUUUGUAAGAAAUGUUUGAGGGAACGAACUCAGUGUUGAACACUUAGUUCCUUCAAACAUUUCUUACAAAUCCUCCAAAACUUAGAAUUUACACCCAUGCAAAAUUCCUACUGUGAUCACAGAAACUUGAUAGUGUAUCUUUCCUUUUCGAGGAAAACAGAGUACUGGAAGAAAACCUGUGGACUCCAACUGGAAGCGACUAAAUCAAAUUAUGAUGAGAUUAUUUGCAUAUGGUUGCAAGAGGAUUAGAUGUCAAUUGGGCCUUUUGUCCUGUUUUCAUUCCCUGCCACAAACUGUAACUACUGUCUGUAAUAUGUUUCGUAUGUAAUCUGUGGUAAAUCUAUUAAACUAAACUAAACUAAGAGAAGCAGAUAUGAAGACACUGACUUCUGGGUGCCCCUGACAUCGAUGUGUUUUACUGUUCAGGCAUUAUUUGAGCUAUCACCUCGCACACUGAUCAUUGCAAGCGGAGAUGGGAACAAGGGGAAGUCAGAAUGCGCUACCAGCUUGCCUGGUUGUGCACAAGCUGCCAUUGAGAGAGGCUGGAAAGUAGAAAUUCAUUCAUGGCAACAUUCAACAAGUAUGGAAUGGAUUAAACUUUCCAAGAAAUAUCCUGAGUUGUUGAGCAUCCACUACCUUGACAGGUACUCAUUAUUCAGCUCAACUUUGAAGUCCGCAUUCAUGCUUAUUUUUACAUUUGGAGAAGGUAGGAAUACACAUUCUGUACGAGAUACAACGACAUGAAAAAUACAAACACAACUUCGAGCGAAGGCUCUUUGUCAUGGAGUUCAGUGGUAGCACAUUCUAGAUCUAUUAAUUAUUUCCAGUCAUUAUUUCUAGUCUCAAAAUGAUCAUAUUUUCUUUUUAGGUACUUAAAUCACAUAACAUUUGUGGAUGGAAAGUAUGGUCGAAGAUGUGAGCCAUUCCCGGCAGACGUCUUCAAAUAUGAACUUAUUUAACGGGAAAAUGACUUCAGAAUGAGCGUAGAUUUCGUUACUGUGAAUUGUAAAUACAGUCGACAGGAAAAUAAAUUUUAACUUCUUAUAUAUUGUACUAAUGUGUAACUUUAUGCGUAUUAACUCCGUAGACACUUUUCUGGAGGUCCUGACAUUCUGGGAGGUGGUGUCACCGCACUACAGCUCGUCACAAAAUCUGCUCAUUUCGCGGCCUUUUCCAUUAAUCAUCAUUUGCAUCUAAGGACUGUUUAUUCUCACUUGAAACAAUAAUGUUCGUCAAUUGCAUUUGACAGUUACCAAUUCGGCAUCACUCCAUAAUACAUACAUGAAGUUGUUAGAUGUGUAGUCUCAAAGGCCAGUGGGCCUUCUUGGUUAAUGUUCAGAAUCUGGACUCUUUCUCAGUAGCCUCAGUUGGUUAGAGCGCUGCACCGGUCUCUGCCUGUGUAGGUAUAGUGGCAAUAAUAAGAAAGCUUCAUUGAUAGGGAUACAACUACCUGAAAAAUACAAGCAGAACUUCAACGUUUCGAUGUCAGUCCUUCGCCGCUACUAAAUUCACGACGAAGAGCCUUCGCUCGUCAAAGUUCUCCUUGUAUUUUUCAGGUAGUUGUAUCCAUAUCAAUCCACAGCUUUCGUAAAAAAGAACUACCGCCCCUUUGAACUUCAUGGAGUUGCCAUGUUUUUAAUUAGAAUAGAGCAACUGGUAUUUUUGUUUCCCCUUAUCAAUAGGUGAUUAUCUCUUCAGAUACCUCCCGAAAUAUGUAGAAAGCACAGAUAUCUUGAUGGAGAUCGCAUGCCUAUUAAAGUCUUCGCUGUGUUUGAAAAAUUUAGUAGAGGACGAGAAAGUCAAAAUAAACAGCCGAAUUUCAGGUAGGAGGGCGAUUGUGUGUACACCACUGGUUUAGACAAACUGCAUGUGCAGUCUUUCAACUUUGCUGUGCGAUUCCCUGGCUUAUAAUGAGUGUUUAUGACUGCAAUAGUGAAAAUAUUUUCGGUGAGAUGAAACAUCACUUCUCUUCAAUAGGCUUGUUCUCCAAUAAGCGCCCCCCACAGGCAAUUCAAUAUUCAAAUAUUCCAUGUUAUAUUUUUAGCGUAAACCUCGAAGUAAAACAUUGAUAAUUGAAAGGCAAAUAUCAGAGAAAUAUAUCAGUUAUUUGUUGGACGAAGAAAGGAAUUUGUCGUGAGAAAGUGCGCGGUUUUAAUUCACAAGUUUAUAAACAAAAAUGUGUAAAGAUUAGCAUGCAAAAAUGCUCGGAAUUUCCCAUUAAGCCAUGCGUCAAAAGUCGUGCUGCGAAUGCAGAAGAAUUAAAUGUGUUGAUACCGCAAAAGAAUUCCAACAUUUAACAUGGAUUUGAACAAGAAUUUGUGGUUUUUUCAACUGGUUUUAAAGCUGCCUGGAUAGAUUUUGUAGUGGCCAUGACACUUGAUUGUAUUUGUGGAGGAAACGGCGCGAAGCAGCGAAAUUUAUUCAGUGUGAAAGUUCACUUAUUGGAUAAUACUAUCAGUGAAUAUUCACUCAAUAAAAAAUGCUCUGGGUUAGACUGUCUCAAGAAAAUUGCACAAGAAGUGAACUUAAAAGAAGUAGGUAUUCUAAUAUAGCGAAUUCUUAAUGACCAUAGGCAGAGUUAACCUUAUUAACUUUGAGUGAAAAGUACUCAUGAAUUGUGCUGGUUAUCAUGUAAACAGCGAAGCAUUCAGUUGUGUAUGUAAACAUUCUUUAAUCCACUUAGACUCUUAGUAUAAUCUUACACAAAUCUAAAUCUGAAAAAAAGCACUGGCUUAUUACUCUGUGCUUUUCAAUGUAAAUUUUAGCAAUUAAAUUUAAUUAAGGCCAUGGGGAAGUGAUUUUCACUUUAGUUAAUUAUCAAAUUAUAUGCAGUGAUGUUUGGAAUUUAAGAUUCCGCCGUUUGAGAAAUAUAUCCUAAAUAUUUGACCUUGAGUUUUGCUUGUUUUACGGCGUGUAUGUGUGUGAUACUCCCAAUAUAACAAAUAUUUUGAUAUUAUUAUUAGCACACAUACAUUACAAAUACCAUUGUUUUGGCUUAUUAGUAUUCUUUGGAAUUGAGAAUUUUUUACAAAUAGGCAUACACGCAUUACACGCAUAACUUUAUGCUCUUUAAUUAAUAUUAUCUAUACAGAAUGUUAACAUUUAGCACUUUUUACUGGGAACAACCCAACAGCAUUGGGGCACAUUGCGACUUAAUCGAUUCACUCGGUUUUCAUUCAAAAAUUCACAUCCGCAGAAAACCCUCAAUCAAAUUUCACAUAUUUGUGGUUCUAUAAUCUUUUUGAACCUUUCAACACCUAUAGCUAACUCUUUCCCUUUUCUGAUGUUAUAGACAGAGUUUUAUAACAAGAUACUGGGUACAAGAUAUGUGAACAAUUAGUUCAUUUUAGUCACCCUUUAAGUGGCAAUGUGCCCUGAUGCACCCUACUUUAUUAUAUUACUCCGUCUAAAGCCGGACGAUUUUACUUGUCAAGGAAGAGUGGUACCACUCAAUGGGCUAAUGAUCAACACUUUCCCUUUGGCAAGUAAACUUGUUUGGUACUAGACAGAAAUGACAAAGCAGGACGCAUAUAUUUAGAUUGCAUUCUGAGGUAUUUGAUUAUAUAAUUGUAUUUUAGUGACAUGAAUCUGCAUAUAUCUAUUCAUUCAUUUUUCUUGCAGAUUUCAUAUUUUGGUUUGAAAUAUGGUUGCAGUGAGUCGUCUGCUGGAAAAUGGCUUGACUUGGAUAAAAAUCUCUGCAAAGAAAUAAAGAGGCUUACCAUUGAGGACAUCGAUGACGUUGUUAUUCAUUUUCAAAUACGAUUCUUUGCCACAAAUGUGGAGUCGUUAACUGAAGACACGACAAGGUGACUGCAGCAUUCUUGUAGCUGUAAAGUUUUUCACUAUUUUAUCUCUGGACGGGCUUUGCUUAUAGGUGAAUGGGUCCUAACCAUUGUGAGGGAUGUACAGUAUGUCAUCAUUUAGCCUGAACUUCAGACAGUCGUUCAUUGAGAUUGAGAUGUCCUCAAGUGGUUGUCUGAAAUUCAGGCUAGUUAUCAUUUAGUUGCCUUAAAGUAUGUUUCGUACUAUACAAAUAUAAUACAGCUCUAUUGUAGGCCUCGCUAUAAAGUAGUUAUUUUUCCUCUCAAGGUAUUUGUAUUAUUUGCAAUUGCGACAAAACAUCCAGGAUGGUGUACUAUAUUGCAGUGAAGAGGAAGCGCUGGUGUUGGCGUCUUAUGCUUUGCAAGGUUGGUUGCUAUAAAAUGUGUCAACAUUGCAAUACAUGACAAUAUAUAAUCAUGACGAUGUGUUUUAUUCUCACAGCUGAGUAUGGUGAUUAUGAUUCAAGUGAGCAUAAAGAAGACUUUAUUCAAGAAUAUCAACUUUUACCAACGGUAAUGAAUCUUGAUGAAUAAGCUAUUGUGUGAUAUAAGUGACUGCACCAGUGGAGCUGAAAAUGUUUUGACUGCCGUGAGAAUUGAAUUGUGGUCAAGCAAUUUUUUAGCUUGCUCAGCAUGGAGCCACUCAAGGUGGUCUAAAAUUCUAACACCACUUGAAUCAUUUUCAAAUCUGUUAUACAUUUUGCUAUUGAUGAACAAAUACAGAGUGGCUUGGUAUAGGUUAAACAGCCCAAUGUUAUUUUUUACUUUCAGGAUUUCAAUACUGAAAAGUCGAAUGCAGAACUCUAUGCUGAGGUUAUUAUUAUCAUGUUUGAGAGUAAAGUUUAAUAUGGCUGGGAAAUAUAACAGUUUUUUUUAUUGAGACCUAAUAAAUGUAUACCGUAUCUUAACCCAUUAAGCUGCAAUGUACCCAAAUGCACCCAACAUUAUUUACUAUAUACAUUAAUGCACAUUAAUGAAUUUAUUAUUCUUUAUAUUGCAUAACAUUAAUACUCAUUUGAAAGAGGGUCCAUCAGCUUAAUCAUUGUACGUUUUAAUUUAACAAUAUCUUUCCUGUUUGUAUAGAUAGCGGAAAAACAUAAAAACUAUGUGUAAGUUUAUUAAAUGAAACAUUUAGUAUGUAAAAUUAGUAGAUGGCUCUUUUGGAGGUAGUUUUCUCACAGUCACAUUCCUGUAUCAUUGUAGUGGAAUGUCAACGACUGAUUCAGAGUUUGCUUACAUCAAGUAUGCACACCAACUGGAGUGUUAUGGACACGAAUUUCAUCCAGCUGAAGUAAGUGGAGAAUUGCUUUUUCCAAUGCAUGCACAAGAUCAGAAAGCUUGCGUAAAAGGUUCAAUCUCUAUGUGAGAGAAAAACAUCUUUCUUGCUCUGUUUAGGACACUGAAGGUCGCGCUGUAAAUAUCGGUCCAUGUGCCCGAGGCGUCUUUCUUAAAUACGACAGUGAAACACCAAUCACAUACUUCAAGUAAGCCAUUAUGCCUUGACGAUCUUAUCACAAUUCUGAUUGGCUGAGAACGGUGCAGUGUUAUUGAAAUGCCGACCAAAAAACACCGUUUUUCAUAUCUAGUUUGUGUCGUAUUAUUUUAGUUGGCCAGAUAUUGUUAAUAUGAUGCACAGUAAGAAACAGUUCAUUGUUGAAACUUCCAGUUUAAAAUCUGUCAUUGAGAUGGUAAGUUCAUUUUCUUAAACCAAAGCAUGAAUAAUUACGUAUGCCUAGGGAUAUGUUUUAUUGUGUUAUUUGUGCACACAUUGAAUCCAUGUUAAUUUGUCAGGGUUCAAUUGAAGAUGCGAACUAUGCUUGGCAGAUGUGUGUUGAUCAUCAUCAGUUUUAUAGGAUUGGAGAUCAAAGUAAGGCAAGCAGUAUCUGCAGUGAACAAGGGUAAGAUUUCAACAUCCAAUAUUAUCAAACACUGUGUCUUUUCCGCGGGGAUAUUACCUCCGCGCUUUGCGUCUACACUACGUGUUCUUGCGCGUCCGUGUGCGUUCCACUGCGUGUUCAGGUGCGUUCCAUGUGCGUGUGACCUGCGUGCAUAUAGUGCGUGCAAUAACUGUUUAACAUUUUUGUGAUUCAUUUAACAGUAGUAUGCCACUGUAGUUACGGUAAUGUUAAUUUCUAGCACUGUUUUUAGACGAAAAGAGAGUUCUCCUGCUAAACGAAAUUCGGCCACAGUUGUAAGUUUUUAUCCCAUCAAUUUUAUUUUAUAUAUUUUCUUUGAAUUUCUCAAACCUUGUUUUGUUCUAUUGAUUGUGAUUAAAUCACACAAGUUCUGUACUCGAGACAAAAGGUUGUAGGUUUUGAGAGUUUCUUUUCUUCUUUCCAGGAAACGUCUAACGGAAAUCCCAACGGUAAAUAUAACAUGUAGUAUACUGUACGUGCUGCGUUAUUCACAUGUGUAUGCUCAAUAAAUUAAAACUAAAAAGUCUUUAUUUCUGGCAGGUGAAGGUUUAUAUAACCCUGCGUUCAAUGACUCGACAUUACAAGAAAACAACGAAAGCGAUCCUGAAUCAAAACGAACCAGUCGAGAAUCUGGUAUCUACGGUUCUGCUGAAUCUCGCGUGGAUAAACACGAUGAUAGGACUUCAUUGCCGAGCACGUCACAUGCUUUGCAAAAUGAUGUUUUAAAUAAUAACGAUGCUGGCAUACCAGCGGACUUUAUAAUGGCGUCGUAUAAGACUUUUGAUAAUCAACCAAGAUCUCGUCAACAUCUUGAUAGCAAUGCACGAAGGUCUUAUCCAAGAGCCUCGUCUCCAGGUAGUGACAAAACAGGACAGCCUGUUGGACGGUAAGCUUAUGGGAAAAAUGGCCGACUCGAGUUUGGACAAUCACACUGAUAACGGAACCCAUUGUUUUUUUGAGAAAAUGCCGUUAUUAAGGGACACAAUGAACUAGGAAUAUGUCACAGAAUAGAGACCGACUUGUGUCUUUAUUCUAUGAAUAUGCCCCUAUUUCUUUCAAAUAUUAAAAAUAGGUACGCUAAGCGUACAUGCUGUCAGUUUGGUGUACUGUACUACUUCAUGUUAUACGAAAUUUGGGUUAUAAACCAUACAUAUAAAGCUUCUAUCAUUCUUCUUCUCUGUGUAGAAGUGUGUCAAUGAUUGUUGCCAAUACUACUGGCGAGAGCUGUGUUGACGCCUGCAGUCUUCAAACGAUGGCGACCAGCGGCUACAGCACAUCAACAGAUUCUGGAUUAUCAAAUACGAAAUCACCCGCAUUAUCCCCCAUGUCUCCUGUUAGUCUCAUUAGUUCCAGUUCAUUCUUUUAUGAAGAUUAUGAAGUACCAUCAGCUGACGAACAGGUUUGAUCUCUAAGUAUAACUGGAAUUAGGUGUAAAUAGCACAAUGAAUCAUCGAUCUAAGUGGUAACCUGUGUUAUCGUAAGAAGAACUGCCACGUGAACCAGCUAGAUAAGAAUGGAGCAAACUGUUGGCAGUGAUUCUGAUUCUAAUGCCCUAUUUAAGCCUGGUUACGGUCGUAAAGAUACAGUAGAGUCGCAAUCUUUCUCAACGGACAGAAGUAUUCUCUCUUUAUAAUUACUCCGCGUAUUUUCAGUUCUAAACUGUUGUAUUUCGGAUGUUGAGAAAGAUCGUGACUCAAUCUUUACGACCGUAACGACCAUAUGGAAACCAGGCUCCUCCGUCAAACAUUCUACCCAACUUCCUGUGAGUAGACGAAUUACGCUGAUUAUAUGCUAUUCCUUGUUUUAGUGCAAACAAUUGGAAGCAGUUAUAAACGGAGGAUGUUUGGAUAUUGAAUUCGCUCGAAUUAAGCUGAAAGAUGAGGUAAUCCACCAGCUCGUGUUCUUUGCCUCCUUGUGACGUGUGUAAAACCAUGUUUCGAUUGCGUAAAAUCAUGUUUCGAUUGUGUACAACCAUGUUUCGAUUGUGUAAAACCAUGUUUCGAUUGUGUAAAACCAUGUUUCGAUUGUGUAAAACCAUGUUUCGAUUGUGUAAAACCAUGUUUCGAUUGUGUAAAACCAUGUUUCGAUUGUGUAAAACCAUGUUUCGAUUGUGUAAACCCAUGUUUCCAUUGUGUAAAACCAUGUUUCGAUUGUGCAAAACCAUGUUUCGAUUGUGUAAAACCAUGUUUCGAUUGUGUAAACCCAUGUUUCCAUUGUGUAAAAUCAUAUUUCGAUUGUGUAAAACCAUGUUUCGAUUGUGUAAAACCAUGUUUCGAUUGUGUAAACCCAUGUUUCCAUUGUGUAAAAUCAUGUUUCGAUUGUGUAAAACCAUGUUUCAAUUGUGUAAAACCAUGUUUCGAUUGUGUACAACCAUGUUUCGAUUGUGUAAAAUCAUGUUUCGAUUGUGUAAAAGCAUGUUUCGAUUGCGUAAAAUCAUGUUUCGAUUGUGUAAAACCAUGUUUCGAUUGUAUAAAACCAUGUUUCGAUUGUGUAAAAUCAUGUUUCGAUUGUGUAAAAUCAUGUUUCGAUUGUGUAAAACCAUGUUUCGAUUGUCUAAAACCAUGUUUCGAUUGUGUAAAAUCAUGUUUCGAUUGUGUAAAACCAUGUUUCGAUUGUGUAAAAUCAUGUUUCGAUUGUGUAAAAUCAUGUUUCGAUUGUGUAAAACCAUGUUUCGAUUGUGUAAAAUCAUGUUUCGAUUGUGUAAAACCAUGUUUCGAUUGUGUAAAAUCAUGUUUCGAUUGUGUAAAAUCAUGUUUCGAUUGUGUAAAAUCAUGUUUCGAUUGUGUAAAACCAUGUUUCGAUUGUGUAAAACCAUGUUUCGAUUGUGUAAAAUCAUGUUUCGAUUGUGUAAAUUGUAAAAGUAUGUUUCGUGUUUUCAUUCUACAGUAUAUAAUUAUUUGUUUAUGAUUCUUUUCAUGUAUAGCGAAGAUCAACGGCCUCUGCACGUCUUCCCGCAAAUCAAACCAGAAAUCGAUAUCCUGAUAUAUUACCGUACGAGGUAUGUCUCAUUGACCAGUUCGUUUCGACUCUGCUAUCAUAAUUAUAUUUUUAUAUUUAAUUAUUAACAAUGCUAGGAAUCAAGGGUGAAUCUCGAUUCUUCAAACAAUACCUCAGGGAAUGACUAUAUUAAUGCAAGUUUUAUAAAGGUACGGUUUAAUUUUCAUUGAUUGGUUUAUGUAAUUUUUAUUUUAUGCGCAGGGUAUAACAUAUAUAUAUAUACAGUAGGACAUUACACAGCGGCGCGAAGAUAUGACUUACAUCUUCGAGUGGUGAAAACGAGGGCAGCGAGUGAGUAAAAUAUUGUUUUUAACACGAGAAGAUAAAAGUCAUAUCUUUAAGCCACCGUGCAAUGUUUUGUUUAUUAUAUAGUCCCAAGCAAAAAAUUGUGAAAUUUUACGCUCAAAAGCAAAUUGGAAAAAGUCACGUGAUCGAUAUCUUCACUAGUGAAGAUAUGGAAAAUAUCUCACUGUGUAUUUUUCAGUAUCUCACUCUCUACUAUAUAAUAAAAUCUCAUAUUCACUUCAAGGUAAAGGUUUCGAACAAACCGUUCAUCUAUAUUGCAUCGCAAGCUCCUACGCAGUCAACUCUCUCUGAUUUCUUGCAAAUGAUCUGGGAGCAAAAUGUGAAGAUUGUAGUCAUGUUGUAUAACAAAAAGGUCAGUCCAAACAUGAUUUUGUAUCAGAUACAGACAAACUUCACGCUCAUCAUUUCGUUUGUGUUUCCCUCAUGAAUUAUAUAUUUAUGAGUUUCACAACAUUCUGGAUACAAAAACAUUUUCUUAAUAUCUAACUAGGAUGGACCUCAGGAGUGUUACAGAUAUUGGCCGAAAGAUAAGAACGACCCAAGUAUACCUUCGAAGCGUGAAUUUGAUGAGGUAAGGGUUGUUAUCGAGUUUCACAACAGGCUAUUGCCCAGGGGCGUAGGAAGCUUCGAAAAGUUGGGAGGGGGGCAGGCUUUGAGGGGCACUUUUCGGAAAAAAAGGGCAUCUAAAAAUUUUUUCCCGGAAAUGUUGGCGACGGGGCUUGGGAGGCAUCUCAAAAAAAUUUUCCGGACAUACCAAAAAUAUUUUCCGGAUAUACCACAUUUUUUCCUAAAUACGAAAACAUUUUUCCGGUCAUAUGAUAUUUUUCCCGGAAAUUAAAAAAAUUUUCCGGAAAUAACAUUGAUUCAAGUUUUCAAAAGUGCCCUUCGGGCAAAAAAUGCAAUUUUAAUGAAAAUUUUUCACGCAAAAAGACCAAAACUUGGGGGGCCCUGGCCCCCCGGUUACUACGCCCCUGCUAUUGCCCAAUUGACAGGGGAUCCAACAAUCCAAGGUACCUACGAUUUUAACGUCCUUAUAAAUGUAAGGUCCGUAGCACUUUCUCCUCAAUUAUUUUAAGACAUUGAGUAGAGGUCCAACCAAGGAUUGAACUCGGCUCUCCGAGCUUGAAAGACAAGCGUCAAGGCCUGCAUGGUUUGUAGCAUCAUUUGUACCAGGAAGUGGAGAUAUAUUUUAUGGUCAUUCAUGCAUAACUGUCUCUAAAUGAAUUGUUUCUGUUAACGUUUAUAGUUUGAAGUGACAACACAAUUUGUUAACAAAUCUUCGUGCUACAAAUCAAGAGGAUUGAAGCUGCGUCAUAACAAGCAAGAACAGGUACAGUAUGAAAUAUAAGAUACAACAAGCCAAAGCAAGACAGUUUUUUUAUCUUUCUCUUUAUUCUUGCAAAGGAAAAAACCAUCAUCUUACUGCAGUUUUCCCAUUGGCCACAUAAUGGAAUCCCAGCUGAUGCUUCAGUUUUACUGGGUAAGAUUGCAUUUUAUAAUUAUUAUUAGGCCUGGUUCACACUAUCAAAGUUUCUGUGAUCACAGUAAGAAUUUUGCAAGUUUUGAAGGAUUUGUAAGAAAUGUUUAAGGGAAUUGACUCAGUGUUUAACACAGAGUGAUGUUUUAACGUUGUUCUAGAUUUCAUGGCUGAAGUGGAAUCGAUACGAAAUGAGUUUAUCCAGGCAGAAAGUGACAACACGCCAUCGCCUGUUGUCGUACACUGUCGUUCUGGUGUCGGGAGAACUGGAGUGUUUAUUUUAGCAGAUCUGAUGAUCGCUCAUCUUCAAAAUCAAAUCAGACAGGUUUGUCAUUUGUAUUAGGUUAUGUGAGGAUAUUAAGGGAUUAAGGUUAGGGUUACUCAGGUUAGUGGUAGGAUUAGCAUAAGGGUAAAGAGCUGUUCAUCAAACCAAGCUAAGCCAACUUUAAAAUGUCAUGAUGCCGGGCCAGCCAAGCUCCAUAUGAACAACCCCUGAGGAUUAGGUUUUACAUCCAUAUUAUCAUUAAUUGUAAUAACUCGCGAGCUUACAAAAUGAGAGAACGUAAGCCAGCCUUGUUAAACAGUUCAUUUCUUUUGAUAGCCUUUCAAUGUUGCAAGAGUUUUGUCGAAGUUGCGAAGUCAACGAAUGUCGUUGAUACGAACUGUGGAGCAAUAUCGCUUUGUGUAUGCAUUACUAAUACAAUAUCUCAAAAAUAGUAGGCUAAUCUAG
Molecule: messenger RNA, 13521 nt
Organism: Paramuricea clavata
Lineage: Eukaryota; Metazoa; Cnidaria; Anthozoa; Malacalcyonacea; Plexauridae
Source: the annotation of a GenBank genome assembly